AUUAACAAUAAUUUGAUGCUGUAUAUUUUCUUCCAUUAUUUAUUAGAGAUUAAAACAAAGAUGGCUGCGCCCUUUAAGAAAGUAAACGUGAAAACUUAUCAAAAAGUUGGUGAAAAAGUCACCAGUGACACAUUAUAUUGGAAGAAGCUAGAGGUCCCUGUGAUAAAAAAAGAAUAUGGCGCCAUUUCCCAUAUUGACUUCAGUCCAGUUGCACCUUACCAGCUGGCCGUGACCAACUCUACACGGGUACAAAUAUACAGCUCUAGCUCUCUACAACUACACAAGACCCUUAGUCGGUUCAAGGAAGUGGCAUACUGCGGAAGCUUCCGCAACAAUGGUCGCCUGCUGGUUGCCGGGGGAGACGAGGGGGUUGUAAGGUUGUUUGACGUUGACAACAAAACAAUCCUUAGAGUCUUCAAAGGACACUCAAGGGCGGUUCAUGUCUCCCGAUUUUUGUCCAGCAAUGUACAUGUGAUGUCUGCGUCUGAUGACAAUACUGUGAAGAUAUGGGACCUCCCUACAGAGCAAGAAAUAGUUGCAUACACGGAGAACAAGGACUAUGUAAGGUGCGGUGUCACCAGUCAAUCCAGUCAAGACAUCGUCCUCACAGGCUCGUAUGACCACAGUGUACGUCUGUUUGACUCCCGGCUGGACAAGAGUGUGAUGUGUGUUGACCACGGUGCCCCGGUCGAGAGUGUGCUCAUGUUCCCCCAUGGAGGCCUCUUAGUAUCUGCAGGAGGGACCACAGUGAAGGUGUGGGAUGCAUUGGCAGGGGGGAAGCUGGUCACGUCCCUCAGUCACCACCACAAGACGGUCACCUGUCUGGCCUUCUGCAGCAACUACCAGAGACUCAUGUCUGGUGGCCUUGACAGGCAUGUGAAGAUCUAUGAUGUGGCCAGCUAUCAGGUGGUUCAUACCCUAGACUACCCAGGGGCCGUCCUCAGUCUGGGAGUGGCGAAAGAUGACAGUCUGCUAGCUGUGGGUACAGUGGAGGGACUGGUUUCGCUACAGAGGAGGACUGCAGAGGAACAAACAACUGCUACAAAGAAAACCAAAAAACCAGUCUCAUUCAGAUAUGGUCUAAGAGGCAAAACUGUUGUACCACACAAGGAUGAUUAUGUGAUAGCCCAUCAGCGGAAGGAGAAGCUUGCACAGUACGACAAGUACUUCAAACAGUUUGAGCACAGUAAGGCACUGGAUGCAGCCCUUGAUAACCGCCUUCGUGCCAGUAUGCCUCAUGUUACUGUGGGUGUCAUGCAAGAGCUGGCCAGACGUGGAGCUCUCAAGUCAGCCAUAGCAGGGCGAGAAGGGGCCUCACUGAAGUCAUUGCUCACCUUCAUCAGACUGAACAUCAGCAACCCUCAGCUUAUGCCCACUCUCAUAGACGUGACCAACAUUGUGUUAGACGUGUAUGGCCCACAGAUCGGGCGGUCAUCCAUGCUGGACACUGCUGUCCACCACCUGAAGGCUACAGUGGACAAGGAGGUCAGCUACAUGAUGCAGCUCUUGGAGGUUAUAGGUCAACUGGACACUCUCUUCUCCGCCUCCCAGCAUGUCCAGUCGACCAAUGAAAUGCAAGCUUCGAUGUCACAUGAUGCCUCUGACCAAAUCACAUUGCAGCCUUCAGUGGCUGCUACUGAGGCGUCAUGAAAUUUGAAUUUACCAUAAAAUGUGUAAGAAAAAUAAAACCCUUUAACCAA
This is a messenger RNA of Dreissena polymorpha, 1700 nucleotides long. Its product is annotated as U3 small nucleolar RNA-associated protein 15 homolog. The record is from RefSeq and is a predicted model, not a curated record. NCBI's taxonomy places the organism in Eukaryota, Metazoa, Mollusca, Bivalvia, Myida, Dreissenidae. Gene Ontology annotation, biological process: rRNA processing; positive regulation of transcription by RNA polymerase I. Gene Ontology annotation, cellular component: nucleolus. Gene Ontology annotation, molecular function: protein binding.